Cololabis saira (Pacific saury) is the source of this 7163-nucleotide messenger RNA. RefSeq names its product small nuclear ribonucleoprotein 200 (U5) (gene snrnp200). The transcript is spliced from 44 exons. Lineage: Eukaryota; Metazoa; Chordata; Actinopteri; Beloniformes; Belonidae. Gene Ontology annotation, molecular function: nucleic acid binding; ATP binding. The coding region runs from base 211 to 6621 and encodes 2136 amino acids. The record is from RefSeq and is a predicted model, not a curated record. Gene Ontology annotation, cellular component: nucleus.
CGGCAGCAACCUCCUCUCGUGUUCUCGUGUUGGUAUUGUUACGUACGUGAAACGCAUAUUUAUUUGUAACUUUUUGGAGAUCUCGAGAGCAGGUUCACGUUUAAAAAUCUAAACCGUAAACCAAUGCUCACGGUGGCCAAAUAAAGAGGCAGAGUGAACUGAACUCUGAACAUUUAGCGUCGGCAGGUCGAGGCUGAGAGCAGCGGCACCAUGGCGGACGUUACCGCUCGGAGCCUGCAGUACGAGUACAAAGCGAACUCCAACUUGGUGUUGCAAGCUGAUCGCUCACUGAUCGACCGCACGCGGAGAGAUGAGCCGACCGGAGAGGUGUUGUCCCUGGUGGGGAAGCUGGAGGGGACCAAGAUGGGAGACAAGGCUCAGAGGACCAAACCACAGAAACUGGAAGAGAGACGAGACAAGAGACGAAAAAGAGAUGAAGACAGACACGAUAUCAAUAAAAUGAAGGGGUUUACCCUUCUGUCUGAAGGUAUCGAUGAAAUGGUGGGCAUUGUGUAUAAACCCAAAACCAAAGAAACCAGAGAGACGUAUGAAGUCUUGCUGAGCUUCAUCCACGCCGCUUUAGGAGAUCAGCCACGUGAUAUUCUCUGUGGAGCAGCUGAUGAAGUAUUAGCUGUGCUGAAGAAUGACAAAAUGAGGGAUAAAGAAAGACGCCGCGAAGUUGAGCAGCUUCUUGGACCCUCUGAUGACACACGCUAUCAUGUGUUGGUCAAUCUGGGCAAGAAGAUCUCAGACUAUGGAGGAGACAAAGACCUGCAGAACAUGGAUGACAACAUUGAUGAAACAUAUGGUGUAAAUGUGCAGUUUGAAUCUGAUGAAGAGGAAGGGGAUGAAGACCAGUUUGGGGAAGUACGAGAUGAACACUCAGAUGAAGACAGUGAAGGAGAGGAAGCUGUUGGGACCACUACACUUUCAGCUAAUCUUGGGGAAACAGGUGAUGUGAUGACUGUGAAGAAAAAAGAUUUACAUCCUCGAGACAUUGAUGCCUUUUGGCUUCAGCGUCAACUCAGCCGUUUCUAUGACGAUGCCAUCGUCUCGCAAAAGAAAGCAGAUGAGGUCUUGGAAAUCCUCAAGACUGCCAGUGACGACAGAGAGUGUGAGAAUCAGCUGGUGCUGCUGUUGGGCUUCAACACCUUUGAUUUCAUUAAAGUUCUCCGUCAGCACCGUCGCAUGAUCCAGUAUUGCACCAUGCUGGCAAGCGCUCAGAGUGAAGCAGAAAAAGAACGAAUCAUCGGAAAGAUGGAGUCUGACCAGGAGCUGUCAAAGAUCCUCUACCAGCUGCAGGAGACAGAGAAGGAGGACAUUAUUCGAGAAGAGCGAUCUCGCAGGGAGAGGUUGAGGAAGUCUCGUGUUGAUGACAUGGAAGCCAUGGACAUUGACCAUGGAGAGUCAUUGGCCCCUCGACAGCUUUUGGACCUGGAUGACAUAACCUUCACUCAAGGGAGCCAUUUCAUGGCUAACAAACGUUGUCAGCUUCCAGACGGCUCUUUUCGCAAACAGCGCAAAGGUUAUGAGGAAGUGCAUGUGCCUGCUCUAAAACCCAAACCUUUUGGUGAUGAUGAGGUACUCGUCUCCAUUGACAAGUUGCCCAAGUAUGCACAGGCCGGAUUUGAAGGCUUCAAAACUCUAAAUCGCAUCCAGAGUAAACUGUACAAGACCACUCUGGAGACAGAUGAAAACCUGCUUGUGUGCGCCCCUACGGGAGCUGGUAAGACCAAUGUUGCCUUAAUGGCAAUGCUGAGGGAAAUUGGGAAGCACAUAAACAUGGACGGUACCAUCAAUGUGGAUGACUUCAAAAUCAUCUACAUUGCACCCAUGCGCUCACUUGUACAAGAGAUGGUGGGAAGUUUUAGCAAGAGACUGGCAAGUUAUGGCAUCACCGUGUCUGAGCUAACGGGAGACCAUCAGCUCUGUAAAGAGGAGAUCAACGCCACCCAGAUUAUCGUCUGCACCCCAGAGAAAUGGGACAUCAUCACUCGGAAGGGCGGAGAGCGUACUUACACCCAGCUAGUGCGCCUCAUCAUCAUCGAUGAAAUCCACUUGCUGCACGAUGACCGUGGACCUGUGCUGGAGUCUCUGGUCGCAAGAACCAUCCGUAACGUGGAGCUGACCCAGGAGGACGUGCGUCUGUUGGGGCUCAGCGCCACACUGCCCAACUAUGAAGAUGUAGCUACCUGCCUGCGUGUUGAUCCUGCAAAGGGACUCUUCUACUUUGACAACAGUUUCCGUCCCGUACCGCUGGAGCAAACUUAUGUUGGCAUCACAGAGAAGAAAGCUAUCAAAAGAUUUCAGAUCAUGAAUGAGAUUGUCUAUGAAAAGAUAAUGGAGCAUGCUGGGAAGAACCAGGUGCUGGUGUUUGUCCACUCCAGGAAGGAGACAGGAAAGACGGCCAGGGCCAUAAGGGACAUGUGCUUGGAGAAGGAUACUCUAGGCCUUUUCCUCAGAGAGGGUUCUGCAUCCACUGAAGUGUUGAGAACUGAGGCGGAGCAGUGCAAAAACCUCGAGCUGAAGGAUUUGCUUCCUUAUGGAUUUGCAAUCCACCACGCCGGUAUGACCAGGGUGGACCGUACACUGGUGGAGGAUUUGUUUGCUGAUAGGCACAUUCAGGUCCUGGUGUCGACAGCCACUCUGGCUUGGGGUGUCAACUUGCCAGCACACACUGUCAUCAUCAAAGGAACCCAGGUUUACAGCCCAGAGAAAGGCAGGUGGACAGAGCUGGGAGCCCUGGACAUUUUACAGAUGCUUGGUCGCGCCGGCCGUCCCCAGUACGACACCAAAGGAGAGGGAAUCCUGAUCACGUCUCAUGGAGAGCUGCAGUAUUACCUGUCCUUGCUCAACCAGCAGCUGCCCAUAGAGAGUCAGAUGGUGGGCAAGCUACCUGACAUGCUCAACGCAGAGAUAGUACUGGGCAAUGUACAGAAUGUGAAGGAUGCUGUGAACUGGCUAGGCUACACAUACUUGUAUGUCCGCAUGCUCCGAAAUCCCACCCUGUACGGCAUUUCUGUGGAUGACCGGACUACAGAUCCCCUUCUGGAGAGGCGCAGGAUGGAUCUGGUGCACACAGCAGCAAACGUCCUGGACAAGAACAACCUUGUCAAAUACGACAAGAGGACAGGCAGCUUCCAGGUUACAGAUCUGGGUCGGAUUGCCAGUCACUUUUACAUCACACACGACUCGAUUCAGACCUACAAUCAGCUGCUGAAGCCCACUCUCAGUGAGAUUGAACUGUUCAGAGUGUUCUCACUCUCCUCAGAGUUCAGGAACAUCAACGUCAGAGAGGAGGAGAAACUGGAACUUCAGAAGCUGCUGGAAAGAGUUCCUAUUCCUGUGAAGGAAAGCAUUGAGGAGCCCAGCGCAAAGAUUAAUGUGCUGCUCCAGGCAUUUAUCUCGCAGCUCAAACUUGAAGGCUUUGCUCUCAUGGCAGACAUGGUGUACGUUACUCAGAGUGCUGGACGGUUAAUGCGGGCCAUAUUUGAAAUCGUGCUGAACCGGGGCUGGGCUCAGCUCACAGAUAAGACCAUGAAUCUGUGCAAGAUGAUUGACAAGAGAAUGUGGCAGUCGAUGUCUCCUCUGCGGCAGUUCAAGAAGCUGCCGGAGGAAGUGAUCAAGAAGAUUGAGAAGAAGAACUUCCCCUUUGAGCGGCUCUAUGAUCUUAACCACAAUGAGAUUGGUGAGCUGAUACGAAUGCCAAAGAUGGGGAAGACCAUCCACAAAUAUGUCCACCAGUUCCCCAGACUGGACCUGGCUGUCCACUUGCAACCCAUCACUCGCUCCACGCUGAAAGUGGAACUCACCAUCACACCUGAUUUCCAGUGGGAUGACAAGAUUCAUGCGUCUUCUGAAGCUUUCUGGAUCCUGGUUGAGGACGUGGACAGUGAGGUCAUCCUGCAUCAUGAGUAUUUCCUCCUCAAAGCCAAGUACGCCCAGGACGAGCACCUCGUGACUUUCUUCGUCCCCGUGUUCGAGCCUCUGCCUCCGCAGUACUUCAUCCGUGUGGUCUCAGACCGAUGGCUGUCCUGUGAGACUCAGCUCCCAGUAUCGUUCCGUCAUCUCAUCCUCCCAGAGAAGUACCCUCCGCCAACCGAGCUGCUGGACUUGCAGCCGCUGCCUGUCACAGCUCUCAGGAACUCUGCCUUUGAGGCUCUCUACCAGAACAAGUUCCCCUUCUUCAACCCCAUUCAGACACAAGUCUUCAAUGCUGUGUACAACAGUGAUGAUAAUGUGUUUGUGGGAGCUCCCACCGGCAGUGGAAAGACCAUUUGUGCAGAGUUCGCCAUCCUAAGAAUGCUGCUACAUAACGCAGAAGGUCGCUGCGUCUACAUCACUCCUAUGGAAGCUCUGGCUGAGCAGGUGUUUGUCGACUGGCAUCAGAAGUUCCAGGACCUGCUGAACAAGAAGGUGGUGCUGCUGACCGGGGAGACCAGCACAGAUCUGAAGCUCUUGGGAAAAGGCGACAUCAUUGUCAGCACCCCCGACAAAUGGGACAUCUUGUCACGUCGCUGGAAACAGAGGAAGAACGUCCAGAACGUCAGCCUUUUCAUUGUGGAUGAGACACACCUCAUUGGAGGAGAAAAUGGACCUGUGUUGGAGGUCAUCUGCUCCAGGAUGAGAUACAUCUCCUCUCAGAUUGAGCGCCCCAUUCGUAUCGUGGCCCUCAGCUCAUCUUUGUCCAACGCCAAAGAUGUGGCCCACUGGCUGGGCUGCAACACCACAGCCACGUUUAACUUCCACCCCAACGUCAGACCCGUACCGCUAGAGCUGCACAUCCAGGGUUUCAACGUAAGUCACACUCAGACUCGCCUGCUGUCCAUGGCUAAGCCCGUGUAUCACGCCAUCAUGAAGCACUCGCCUUCCAAACCGGUGGUCGUGUUCGUCCCAUCCCGCAGACAGACCCGCCUCACUGCCAUCGACAUCCUCACUUUCUGCGCUGCUGACGUGGUUCCUCAAAGGUUCUUGCAUUGCAAUGAGAAAGAUCUGGUUCCGUUCCUGGAGAAAAUAAAUGAUCCAACUCUGAAAGAGACUGUGGCCAACGGUGUGGGAUACCUGCAUGAAGGCCUGUCUGCAACCGAACGCAGAAUUGUGGAACAGCUCUUCAAUUCAGGUGCUGUUCAGGUGGUUGUAUCUUCACGCUCACUCUGCUGGGGCAUCAACAUCUCUGCACAUCUUGUCAUUGUCAUGGACACUCAGUACUACAAUGGAAAAAUCCACGCAUAUGUGGAUUAUCCCAUAUACGAUGUCCUCCAGAUGGUGGGCAAAGCAAACAGACCCAUGCUAGAUGACGAGGGCCGCUGCGUCAUCAUGUGUCAGGGCUCAAAGAAGGAUUUCUUCAAGAAGUUUCUGUACGAGCCACUGCCAGUGGAGUCUCACUUGGACCACUGUCUCCACGACCACUUCAACGCUGAGAUCGUUACCAAGACAGUGGAGAACAAGCAAGAUGCUGUGGAUUACCUGACAUGGACCUUCCUCUACCGGCGUAUGACCCAGAACCCCAACUACUACAACCUGCAAGGCAUGUCCCAUCGCCACCUGUCCGACCACCUGUCAGAGCUGGUGGAAAACACGUUACACGACCUGGAGCAAUCCAAAUGCAUCAGCAUCGAAGAUGAAAUGGAUGUGGCGCCGCUCAAUUUGGGCAUGAUCGCUGCCUACUACUACAUCAACUACACCACCAUUGAGUUGUUCAGCAUGUCCCUGAAUGCCAAAACCAAGAUACGUGGACUAAUUGAAAUCAUCUCCAAUGCUGCUGAGUAUAAGAACAUUCCCAUCAGGCACCAUGAGGAUGCUCUUCUGCGACAGCUGGCACAGCGAGUCCCACACAAACUAAACAACCCCAAGUUCAACGAUCCUCAUGUGAAGACGAACCUGCUGCUGCAAGCUCAUCUCUCCAGGAUGCAGCUGAGUGCUGAGCUCCAGUCAGACACCGAAGAGAUCCUGAGCAAGGCGAUCCGGCUGAUUCAGGCCUGCGUGGACGUGUUGUCCAGUAAUGGCUGGCUCAGUCCUGCGCUGGCUGCUAUGGAGCUGGCUCAGAUGGUCACGCAGGCCAUGUGGUCCAAGGACUCGUACCUGAAACAGCUUCCCUUCUUCACCUCAGAACACAUCAAGCGCUGCACAGAUAAGGGUGUGGAGAGCAUCUUUGACAUUAUGGAAAUGGAGGAUGAAGACAGAAGCGGUCUGCUACAGCUGUCGGAUGUCCAGAUGGCUGAUGUGGCUCGCUUCUGCAACCGCUACCCAAAUAUUGAGCUGUCAUAUGAAGUGGCAGAGAAGGAGAACAUUAAGAGUGGCAGUCCAGUCCUUGUCCAGGUCCAGUUGGAGCGAGAGGAGGAAGUGACUGGUCCAGUCAUUGCACCCUUAUUCCCUCAGAAACGUGAGGAGGGCUGGUGGGUGGUGAUCGGGGACCCCAAGUCCAAUAGCCUCAUCUCUAUCAAGAGGCUUACUCUUCAGCAAAAAGCAAAGGUUAAGCUGGACUUCGUUGCACCGGCGAUGGGCGUUCACAACUACACCCUGUACUUCAUGAGUGAUGCAUACAUGGGCUGUGACCAGGAGUACAAGUUCAGCGCGGAUGUAAAGGAGGCUGACAGCGAUGGAGACAGUGACUCAGACUAAGCAAGCACUUCAUCACUGACAACUUUAUCCUUUUUAUUUUAUACAUAGAGGGGAUCCGCAAUUUUUUUUUUGUUUUUUGACUUGUAGAUAUUGAACCCGAUUUACGUUUCUUGUCUUUGACUCUCACAAUCAUCUCUAUUCAUAUGAAAGUCCAUUGUCAGUUUAUUUUGUUGAGUUGUUUUAGUUUAUAUCACCCAAAUGAUCAACUCUGCUCCAGAAUUAUAAUGUACAGGAUGUUUGACAUUAAUAUAACACACAUGCAGGAGUCUGAGGCUACUAAAGCCACCAUCUUUAGUUUUGAGUGUGUGAAACUGUCAAUUUGUACUUCUGUGCCUGAAAUUUGAGAAUUGUGGCAUAAAAGUAAACAUUUCUUAAGUCUGUUUGAAUGCAAAGCUUGGGCAGUCUCAUUCCACAUUUGAACGCAGCAGAGGGACUGGAGUGUUAUAUUCUGGGGUUAAAAAUUUUAUGAUGAAUUUCCUGGAUUGGUUUAAAUGUUUUUAAUGUCUACCUUUUUCCAAUAAAAAGAAAAAUACACAAUUUUA